AUGGAUGGCAAAUCUGCUGCUGUCGCUUUGGUUCUCUGUCUGGUCUCAGUGGCAGGGUCAGAAGGUAAGGCCCUGGAGAAGACAGAGGAUAAAGGCUCCCAAUGCCGGUGCAUAAGCACUCAUUCCAAGUUCAUCCCUCCCAAGACUGUCCAGGAUGUGAGAUUAAGCCAACGAGGACCUCACUGCAAAAGUGUGGAAAUCAUAGCUACACUGAGAGGUGGCAGAGAGGUGUGCCUGGAACCCACGGCGCCCUGGGUCUGGCUCACUGUGAAGGCUCUGUUGGCCAGGGCCAGGGACAAUACAGAGGCACCAGCCAAACAAAAGCUGAGGAAAAUUAUACCUUGGAGUUCUUCAAAGAUAUGA
Molecule: messenger RNA, 363 nt
Organism: Acanthisitta chloris (rifleman)
Lineage: Eukaryota; Metazoa; Chordata; Aves; Passeriformes; Acanthisittidae
Product: interleukin-8-like
Exons: 4
Coding region: 1-363 (120 amino acids)
Biological process (GO): chemokine-mediated signaling pathway; antimicrobial humoral immune response mediated by antimicrobial peptide; neutrophil chemotaxis
Cellular component (GO): extracellular region
Molecular function (GO): chemokine activity; CXCR chemokine receptor binding
Source: RefSeq, a predicted model, not a curated record